GCGCGCGGGUCAGCUGACGCGGGCGGGUUUGAAGCGGCGCCGCGAGCGAGCCAGGCCGCGGCCACGGCGGGCUCGGACCCCGGCUGCCCCGCGGCGCCCGCCAGCGGCAUGGCAGCCCCCGCGGGCAGGCGCGGCUCAGAGACCGAGCGUCUCCUGAGCCCCAGCCCCGGGUAUGGGACCCACGCGGGGGCCUCGCCACCCCCGCUGACCCCUCCGGAGGAGGAAGACCUCCGCCGCCGUCUCAAAUACUUCUUCAUGAGCCCCUGUGACAAGUUCCGGGCCAAGGGUCGCAAGCCCUUCAAGCUGAUGCUGCAAGUGGUGAAGAUCCUGGUGGUCACUGUGCAGCUCAUCCUGUUCGGGCUCAGCAACCAGCUGGCGGUGACGUUCCGGGAGGAGAACACGGUGGCCUUCCGCCACCUCUUCCUGCUGGGCUACUCCGACGGGGUGGACGACACCUUCGCCGCCUACACGCGGGAGCAGCUCUACCAGGCGAUCUUCUAUGCCGUGGACCAGUACCUGUUGCUCCCUGACGUGUCCCUGGGCCGCUAUGCCUAUGUCCGGGGCGGGGGCGGCCCCGAGGCCAACGGCUCGGCCCUGGCCCUCUGCCAGCGGUACUACCACCGAGGCCACGUGGACCCGGCCAACGACACCUUUGACAUCGACCCGAUGGUCGUCACUGACUGCAUCCGGGUGGACCCCCCCGAGAGACCCCCAGUGCCCCCCAGUGACGAUCUCUUCCUCUCCGACGGCAGCGCCAGUUACAGGAACCUCACCCUCAAGUUCCACAAGCUGAUCAACGUCACCAUCCACUUCCAGCUGAAGACCAUCAACCUCCAGAGCUUGAUCAACAAUGAGAUCCCAGACUGCUACACCUUCACUGUGCUGAUCACCUUUGACAAUAAGGCGCACAGUGGGCGGGUCCCCAUCAGCCUGGAGACCCAGGCCCACAUCCAGGAGUGCAAGCACCCCAGCGUCUUCAGACAUGGAGACAACAGCUUCCGGCUCCUGUUUGACGUGGUGGUCAUCCUUACCUGCGCCCUCUCCUUCCUGCUGUGCGCCCGCUCACUGCUCCGCGGCUUCCUGCUGCAGAACGAGUUUGUCGGGUUCAUGUGGCGGCACCGGGGUCGGGUCAUCAGCCUGUGGGAACGGCUGGAAUUUGUCAACGGCUGGUACAUCCUGCUGGUCACCAGCGACGUGCUCACCAUCUCGGGCACCAUCAUGAAGAUCGGCAUCGAAGCCAAGAACCUGGCAAGCUAUGACAUCUGCAGCAUCCUCCUGGGCACCUCCACGCUGCUCGUCUGGGUCGGGGUCAUCCGCUACCUGACCUUCUUCCAUAAGUACAAUAUCCUCAUCGCCACGCUGCGGGUGGCCCUGCCCAGCGUGAUGCGCUUCUGCUGCUGCGUGGCUGUCAUCUACCUGGGCUAUUGUUUCUGCGGCUGGAUCGUGUUGGGGCCUUACCACGUGAAGUUCCGCUCGCUGUCCAUGGUGUCGGAGUGCCUGUUCUCGCUCAUCAACGGGGACGACAUGUUCGUGACCUUCGCGGCCAUGCAGGCGCAGCAGGGCCGCAGCAGCCUGGUGUGGCUCUUCUCCCAGCUCUAUCUGUACUCCUUCAUCAGCCUCUUCAUCUACAUGGUGCUGAGUCUCUUCAUUGCCCUCAUCACCGGCGCCUACGACACCAUCAAGGGAAACCGAGCCGAGGGGUUUCAGUGUCGCGCCGGAGGUCAGCUACCAAGCCGUGGAGCCCGGCUCAACCCAGCACUAUCCGAUUCCAGAAGCCCUCCCUCCUGCAGGGUGGCCUGGGCUGUUUGGGUCUGAGGAACGAACAGUGGUUGUCCCCGCAGGCUGCGGGGGUCAGAGGGAUGGACCGGUCAAGAGCAGAAUGUGGGAGUGGCGGGUAGACAGGAUGCUUUUAGCAAACGUGUCUGAGGGCUUCUGGUGCGCCAAGCCCUGUGCUGGGUGCCAGGCAGCUGGGAAACGACGUCCACGGUCUGUCCUGCUGUCCACGGUCUGUCCAAGGCUGCUGGGCAAGGUGGACGAUGCAUGAACGGAAAUAUGAUGUAUGAUGACCAACUGGUGAGAGGAGUGAAGGAAGUGUGGAAGCCUCCAGGGGAACCCCCUGCUUUAAACUGGUACUGGGGUGAGUCCAGGAAGGUUUCUAGAAUGUGCCGUCCCAUACUAGUCUCUAGCCACGGGUGACUGUUUCAGUUUUAACUGUAAUUGCAAGGAGAUACAAUUGCAAAUUCAGUUGUUCCCUCACACCAUCCACGUAUCAAGUACCGCAAAGCCAAUAUGGCCGGUGCCUACCAGAUGGCACAGCAUAGAUAUCAAACUUUUCCGUCAUCUCAGAAGGUUCCAUAUUGAAGAGAUGGAAGCCCAAGGGAGAGAGCAGCCAAAGGAAAGACUUAGUAGCGGGAAAGGACUUGGAGAGGAGAGAAUGGCUCCUCCAUGGGGGUAGGUUGUGGGGGGGUGGUGGCUGAAGUCCAGAACAUUCCCUGGGGCUGGGGAUGAACAUCUGCAUAGUCGCACUCCCCAUGCACGGAUCGAGCCAUCCUGCAGACACACUCCUGUCACUCAGGCCCGAGGAGCCCCCACGGUCUUAGUCCAGCACUUAAAUGUCACCCACAUGGAUCAGCCUGGGUGUACAAGCCCAGACCUUGCUCCUACUGUGUGCACCCAGCCACCUCAAUAGAUGGUUGUCACUCACCCAGCUUGUGUUAGGCACGGCUCCAGGUGCUGGAGCUGCAGCCAAGGGCACCAGCUGGCCAAGAUGUGGGCCGUGCACACACGCGUGGGCCAGGGAGUGGCUGUCUCCCUGUGAAGCAAGCCACGGGAACAACAGGUGGCAGGCACAAGCAAGUGCAAAGGCCCAGAGGUGGGAGCCUCGUUGGUCGAUGAGGAACAGCCAGGAGCCCCAGGUGGCUGGAGAGGUGGUGGAGGGGAGGGCAGACCUCAAGCGGCCCCCUUCAUGCUGGGCCACGCGCAUCUCUCCCCAGCACCCGGGCGGUGUGGGCACAGAGGUGAGCGAGCUCCAGGCCUACAUCGCGCAGUGCCACGACAGCCCCACCUCCGGCAAGUUCCGCCGCGGGAGCGGCUCAGCCUGCAGCCUGCUGUGCUGCUGCG
Molecule: messenger RNA, 3120 nt
Organism: Equus caballus (horse)
Lineage: Eukaryota; Metazoa; Chordata; Mammalia; Perissodactyla; Equidae
Source: RefSeq, a predicted model, not a curated record